Messenger RNA from Nylanderia fulva, 1654 nucleotides. It is a transcript of the gene twin, whose product is annotated as CCR4-NOT transcription complex subunit 6-like twin. Lineage: Eukaryota; Metazoa; Arthropoda; Insecta; Hymenoptera; Formicidae. Gene Ontology annotation, molecular function: 3'-5'-RNA exonuclease activity. The record is from RefSeq and is a predicted model, not a curated record.
ACAGUUACGGCAAACCAUCCGCCUCAAAGACCGUGGAUUCCAUUGACAAGGCCCAAUAGGACGAGACCAACAUGCAUAUUUACGGUGAUGUGUUACAACGUGCUGUGCGACAAGUACGCGACGCGGCAGAUGUACGGCUACUGUCCGAGCUGGGCGCUGGACUGGGAGUACCGGAAGAAGGGCAUCCUCGACGAGAUACGGCAUUACGCGGCGGACAUCAUCAGCCUGCAGGAGGUCGAGACGGACCAAUUCUACAACUUCUUCCUGCCGGAGCUGAAGCACGACGGCUACGACGGCAUAUUCUCGCCUAAGUCCCGCGCGAAAACGAUGGCGGAGAACGACCGCAAGUACGUCGACGGCUGCGCCAUUUUUUAUAGGACCGCCAAAUUUUCCCUGAUAAAGGAGCAUUUAGUUGAAUUCAAUCAAUUGGCGAUGGCGAACGCGGAGGGUUCGGACAACAUGUUAAAUCGAGUCAUGCCCAAAGACAACAUCGGACUGGCAGCAUUACUUAGGACUAAGGAAGCCGCUUGGGAUAAUGGUGUUCCAUCAGAUCCGGCACAAGUGCAACAACCAAUUUUAGUUUGCACGGCGCACAUCCAUUGGGAUCCCGAAUUUUGCGAUGUAAAAUUGAUACAGACAAUGAUGCUGAGCAAUGAAUUACGUUCCAUUUUGGACCAAGCUGGCCAGUCAUUCAGACCCGGCCAUAAGCCUGACUCUUCCAACGUUCAGCUGCUACUUUGUGGCGACUUCAAUUCCUUACCUGAUUCUGGUGUGAUUGAGUUUCUUACAUCCGGACGUGUGGCGGCCGAUCACCGUGAUUUUAAGGAUCUAGCAUAUAAAUCAUGUUUACAAAAGAUCUCUGGCUGCGAUAAACCUAACGAAUUCACGCAUUCUUUCAAACUUGCAUCCGCCUAUAGCGAGGACAUUAUGCCCUAUACCAAUUAUACAUUCGAAUUUAAAGGCAUAAUAGACUACAUUUUCUAUUCGAAGCAAAGUAUGGUGCCGCUGGGCCUCUUAGGUCCAUUGAGCCCAGAGUGGUUUAAAGAGCAUAAAGUGGUAGGAUGUCCUCAUCCUCAUGUCCCAUCUGAUCACUUUCCUCUGUUAGUGGAGUUGGAAAUGACACCGACAGUAGGAACAAGCAAUGGUUUGAUCUCACGCAGGUAGCAGCCGCUGCGAUCUAGGCCCAAGUAACCAUAAGAAGACGAAAAAUCAAUAAGGAAAGUUGAAAUAAGAAGGAAACGAAAAAAAAAGGAAUUUGCAUCACUUCUUCUCUACUUACUUCUGGCUCUAGCAAUAUCAUUCGCAGUCGACUUAUUACUCUUACUACAAUAGAGCGCGUUAAUAUACAUAUAUACAUAUAUAAAAUACUCCAUACAUUGCCGCACAUUCUCAACCAACAGCAGAGCUUGCUGGUGCGUUGAGACGCCGACGAACACACAAUUCUAAUGAUGACCAGGUGAAGGGAGCCGUGUUGUAAUGCGUUUAGCUGGCCCAUGUAUAGUGUAUUGCAUUUUUAAGAGCUAACUCACUCUCCCACGCCUAAAGAUUAUUAAUAAUCUCUCUAUUUACCAUCAUAAUAUGUAUGUGUAGAUACCUAUUUUCCUACAAAAAGAAAAAAAAGGUAAAUGAAAGAGAAAACGACGAACUAUUCCGA